UAUAAGAAGGCGUGUCGCUUGUUUGGAAUUCCCAAAUCCUUUGAUCCGAGGCCAAAUGUCAAUGUUGUAGCGAUAAUAAAUUGCACAAAUAGAUUUAUGUGAAUAAUCAUUCGUUAUAAGUCAUCAUUCGGGUAGUUUGUGGUUGAGAGUACUCGAUUAUUCCUUCAUGAUGGGAGUCCUCUGGAUUCUGUUUUUACUAGCCGGUGCCAACGCCAACACCGAAUAUCUGACUGCAUUCCUAGAUAACCUGAAUUCUAACAACAACUCUUGUGAUUUCACUAUAAAAGGAAGAAAAUAUGAAAUUGAUGGAAUGAAACCUUGUAAUUUAUUGUACACAGCUUUCCAACGCCCAACUAGAGUUAGUCUUGAGAUAACUGAUGGAAAACACAUAAGUGUUGGCUUUUCGGAUGACAAUCACUUAGCUCGUUGGCGUUCGUGGAUAUUGGAAAGAGAGUCGUUCCAUUAUCAAAUGGAAGGAAUAGUUAGAAAUGUUUUCAUUGAAUAUAAAGAUUAUGAACUAUGUUACAUCGCAGUCGACACUGGAAACAAAAAAAUAAGAAACAAUAAUGAGUAUCAAAUAACUAGAGAUCCAAAUGUAUGUAACACGGCAAUGUUGGCAUUUUAUGCCAAUCAGACAAUUAAAAUGGUAGGUUCCGUAGAACUGAGGAGAAAUAUCCCCAAUACUAUCAUUGAUUUCAAGUAUAGCCACUGUUCUGAACAACUACCGCCUGCGAUUGCUAAUAAAGAGUCGUAAAUGAACGGAUAUAAUCAUCUACUACACCACUAGACGUAAGAACAAAUUAGUAAUUGAAAUUCAAAACAUGAAUUGUAUGCUCAUGUUCGUUCUGCGUUAUAAUAUAAACAAAAUUUCGUCGUAGAAAUAUGUUUUGUAUAAUAUAUUAUGAUAUGCCCAAUCAA
This is a messenger RNA of Coccinella septempunctata (seven-spotted ladybird), 918 nucleotides long. RefSeq lists its product as uncharacterized. The record is from RefSeq and is a predicted model, not a curated record. The transcript has 2 exons. Bases 167 to 754 code for a protein of 195 amino acids. NCBI's taxonomy places the organism in Eukaryota, Metazoa, Arthropoda, Insecta, Coleoptera, Coccinellidae.